UUUCAAACUGAGCGGCGGGUAGUUGAAACUGAGACAGAAAAAAAACAUCAAAGGUCCUUUGUCGUUAAUUUAAGAUAAACUGCUGAGAAAAUGACGAGCACACUGAAAGGAAUUACUCUGAAAGGAAGCGCGGAGCUUGUUGCCGAGUUCUUCUCAUUUGGCAUCAACAGCAUCCUGUAUCAGCGGGGCAUCUAUCCUCCAGAGACCUUCACCAGAGUCACCCACUAUGAUAUGAGCCUUCAGCUCACCACUGAUCCCAAACUGAAGAACUACCUGACCAAUGUGGUGUCUCAGCUCAAAGAGUGGCUGUUUGAGUGCACAGUGCAGAAGCUGGUGUUGGUGAUCACAUGUCUGGAAACCAACGAGGUGCUGGAGAGAUGGCAGUUUGACAUCGAAUGUGACAAGUCAGCCAAGGAGAGCAGUGUUCCCAGAGAGAAGUCCAUCAAGACCAUUCAGGAUGAGAUCCGCUCUGUCAUCAGACAGAUAACAGCCACAGUCACUUUCCUGCCUCUGCUGGAGAUGCCAUGUGCAUUUGACCUCCUGGUCUACACAGACAAAGAUCUGGUGGUUCCUGAGAAGUGGGAAGAGUCAGGACCACAGAUCAUCAACCAAUCAGAGGAGGUGCGUUUACGUUCCUUCACCACCUCCAUCCACAAGGUGAAUAGCAUGGUGGCGUACAAGAGGACCGACUCCGUUUGAACGUCCCCUCAACCGCACAAGCUGUACAUAGCAACCACUGCCCUUUAUAGAAACAGUAGAUUUUUACACUGCCCUGUCCUACCUCACCCUCUGCGUCUCUGUCCAGUACUCUGCGUGUUCUCCUGCUUUCCCUGUCCGAACCUCACCUUGUCUCCUUUGUGUUUUUGAGAAGGAUGUGUGGACAACAUUCUCUGUCUACACUACAUAUUUCUCAUAAGCAGUGAUUUGUCUCUAGGAACAAUCUUUUCUCUAUGUUGUUUCCUCUUUUUCUCAAGUUGUCAAGCUCUGUUUUAGAAGCUAGUGGUUUAUAUGUUUAACUUUUAUAAAACGUCAUCAAAAAAUAAAUGUGAUUUGCUCUGUCA
Seriola dumerili (greater amberjack) is the source of this 1061-nucleotide messenger RNA. It is a transcript of the gene mad2l1, whose product is annotated as mitotic arrest deficient 2 like 1. NCBI's taxonomy places the organism in Eukaryota, Metazoa, Chordata, Actinopteri, Carangiformes, Carangidae. The record is from RefSeq and is a predicted model, not a curated record. The transcript is spliced from 5 exons. Gene Ontology annotation, cellular component: nucleoplasm; kinetochore; cytoplasm. Gene Ontology annotation, biological process: mitotic spindle assembly checkpoint signaling. The coding region runs from base 91 to 699 and encodes 202 amino acids.